AUGGCUUGCUGCGAGAGCAUUCCAAAGGAGGACAUCUUCGACUCGCCGCCGCGCGUCGCGGCCAUCAAGGCGCGGGUCGACCCCGUCACCGACGCUGCUCCGUCUGUCCGCGCUGCCGGCACCCGCGAUGAUCUCGGCGCCUCUGUCGACUCGCUGCUGCCGGCUAUGGCGUCCAUCGGGCUCGGCGAGGCAGAUUCUCCGGAGGCCGUGCCUCCGCUUUGCGCCGCGCCUGCAGACGCCUCGCCGAUGGAGCAGCCGCAGGCCACGUCUCCCGACCCCUCGCGACCCGCGUUCAAGAGGCCGGGCUUGUCGGCAGCGGCAGCCCCGGUUGACGCGGGCCCGAUGCAGCCGGUUCCGACGCCGUCAAAGACGCCGGGCUCGCCCUGUGCCUCGGCCCGCCCGCACGAUGACAACGCGAUGGACGACGCGUCGCUCCUUCAAGCCGCGGCAGAGCCGCUGCCGGCAGCAGAUGCUGACGCAAUGCAGAUCGACUGCCCUGAUCUCAGCCAGUCGACGGGCGGGAGGGCCCUGAUUGAGCGAGAGAGUCCCUCGGCCAUCCUUCCCGACCCGGUCCCAGCAAAGGCCUGCUCGACGAAGCCGGUCGAGUGCAUGGCCGAGGCGGCAUCCAUCGAGGCAGUGCGGGGGAGGAAUCAAAAGCUGAAAUUCGCCGCGUUCUGGGCAAACCUGAAGGCGCUCGGCUGGACCUACGCAAAGGGCUCGGGCCUGCAGGAGCCCUUCGUGUUUCUGAAGCCCGGCGUGAAGAAGAAGUCGGGCCGGCUCGGAGUCACGAUGUUCAACGGCGAGGCGCAUCUGGAGGAGUACAUUGACGCAAGUGGCUACGCGCAGCCGGUCGACCGCGUGCCGGAUCCCGCCAAGCCCGGGCUCGAGGCGUCCGCGGGCUCGAGGCCUCCUCGGGGGCCUCCUGUGCGGCGACUGGAUCUGUCCGGCGAAGCGCCGGAGCGGUCGCCCUCCGAGGGGGAGGCGCAAGUGCUGGCCCCCAACGCCGCUGCUCCUGAGCCAGCCGCUGUGGCCGCCACCGCCUCCGCCGCACGCACGGGCUUCGAGAAGAUCAACGCCGGCUGCCUCGAAUGGUUCGUGCCUCUCGCCCCGGCCGACGCUGCAGCCCUCGCGACAGAGCCAGAGAGGGGCGAGGCCGAGCGGCAGCGCCUCUCGGCCGGCCCUCCGAGGGGCAGGCCUUCGCACGAGGAGGAGGGCCCCGGGACGCCUCCCGGCACGCCGCCGCCGGAGGAGGAGCAGGAGCAGUGGCUGCUGACGGGCCACCACCACCUCGGCCGGCGGAUCGCGCGCUCGUUUGGCGAGGACGAGCCGAUGUUCGGCCGCGUCACGCGCUGGCUUCCGGCGGACGAGGCGAGCGGCGAGCCGGCGCUCUUCCACUGCGUGCACGACGACGGCGAGAGAGGGGCGCCGGCGGAGGAGGUGCUGGCCGCGCUGCAGACAGCGGAGGCAGCGGCGAUGGAGUUGGAGAGGCAGGCGGAGGGCGAGGCUCCGGUGGUGGAGGCGGAGGGGCUGAAGCUGCACUUGUCCAGCCGCAGCAGCACCGGCUACAAGGGCGUGCGCGAGAUGGAGUCCGGUCGCUUCUACGCCGCUCGCAAGGACGGUGGACAGGACAAGUACCUCGGAUCCUUCGACUCGGCGGUGGAGGCAGCGGGGCUGAAGCUGCACAUGUCCGACAAGAGUGCUACCGGCUACAAGGGCGUGUGCUAUGAGCACCAGCGCGGCCGCUACCGAGCAUUCCGCACCGAGGGGGGCAGGACCGUCUACAUCGGCGUCGAGGUGCGCAAGCCGAGCGAGGAGGAGGCGGCGGUGCUCGCGGCGACCUUCGCCCAAGACCACCUCCCAAGAGAGUGCCGCGUCGCUCUGCUGAUGCCAGACCAGUGCCAGACAGGCGCCAUGCGCAAGGCCAAGGAGGCCCACGGGUCGACAGUGCGCGGCUGGAGGCUGCAGCUCAAAAAGAGGCCGGCCAAGGAAGGCAAGCCCGACGCCUUCGACAUGCAGGCGGGAGAGCGCGCUGCUCGUGGCGCCCUUUGGCGGGGAGAUGUGUUUGCGCCGGGCAGCAAGAAGGCGCUCGUCUCCACCGUCGGCAUCAAGCGCGCGAUGGGCCUCCUCGCGCAGGCCGCGGCGGUGCCACAGCCGGCGGCGAGCGCGGCGGGCGGCGAGCUGGCGGCCAAGCAGCCACCGGCCGCCGCGAAGCAGCCUCCUCAGUGCGCGAGCGACGCGGAGACGCCGCCGGAGCAGCUCCCCGGCAACUCGUCGCCUGCGCUCCCCGGCGGCGACGAGUCGGCGAGCCAGACUGGCGGGGAGCAGUGGCUGCUGACGGGCCACCACCACCUCGGCCGGCGGAUCGCGCGCUCGUUUGGCGAGGACGAGCCGAUGUUCGGCCGCGUCACGCGCUGGCUUCCGGCGGACGAGGCGAGCGGCGAGCCGGCGCUCUUCCACUGCGUGCACGACGACGGCGAGAGAGGGGCGCCGGCGGAGGAGGUGCUGGCCGCGCUGCAGACAGCGGAGGCAGCGGCGAUGGAGCUGGGCCGGCGUCUGGGCGAGGGGGUGGCGGGUAUGCUCAGCCCGACAGCGCCGGUCGAGGUGCGCAAGCCGAGCGAGGAGGAGGCGGCGGUGCUCGCGGCGACCUUCGCCCAAGACCACCUCCCAAGAGAGUGCCGCGUCGCUCUGCUGAUGCCAGACCAGUGCCAGACAGGCGCCAUGCGCAAGGCCAAGGAGGCCCACGGGUCGACAGUGCGCGGCUGGAGGCUGCAGCUCAAAAAGAGGCCGGCCAAGGAAGGCAAGCCCGACGCCUUCGACAUGCAGGCGGGAGAGCGCGCUGCUCGACUCUGCGCUGAGGAGCACGCCGGCGACCUGCGCUUCCAGGUGCUGCGCGGCGGCGCGACCAGCGCUGCGGCGGGCGGAGGGGCGCUGCUGGCGCUGCUGCUGUACUGCGACCUCGUCAACGCGCAGCUGCCGUCGAUGACGCUCAAGUACAUCACCAAGCUCGUGCUCCGCUCGGACCACCGCUCGGUCAGUCUCGAAUCCAGUGUGGGUUCAGGCGGGGUGACGUACCGCCCCUUCGUGCACGGCGAGCCGGACGGCGGCUUCGCCGAGCUCACCUUUUGCGUGGUGCGGAGCGACACCCAGGUGCGCGGCCUCGGCACGCGCCUGAUGAACCACCUCAAGGCCCAGCUUGUCGGACUGGGCUGCAACAGCCUCCUGACGUACGCAGACGAGUCGGCAGCCGCCGGUAGAGCGCUCGGCUUCUUCCUGCAGCAGGGCUUCACCGACUCCGUCUCGCUCCCCGCGGCGCGCUAG
Messenger RNA from Emiliania huxleyi CCMP1516, 3318 nucleotides. RefSeq lists its product as hypothetical. Gene Ontology annotation, biological process: positive regulation of transcription by RNA polymerase II; chromatin remodeling. The coding region runs from base 1 to 3318 and encodes 1105 amino acids. The record is from RefSeq and is a predicted model, not a curated record. Gene Ontology annotation, cellular component: histone acetyltransferase complex. Gene Ontology annotation, molecular function: histone H3 acetyltransferase activity. The transcript is spliced from 22 exons. NCBI's taxonomy places the organism in Eukaryota, Haptophyta, Isochrysidales, Noelaerhabdaceae.